AAUUUUGUUGUUGUGUUGGUGGAGUAGGCAGAUUAAAAGACUGAGCCGGUGUAAAAUUUUAAUGUUCGCGUAGUUGACUGAAGUGAAAGAAAAUAAAGUUACAGAAGAAUACAAAAUGAUUAGGACGAUCCUUUUAGCAAUUUUAAUGCCCUAUUGCCUGGCAUUGUACCCUUCCAGUGGCAACGUUGUUGAAUUGACACCCAACAACUUCGAUAAUCUGGUGACAAGGAGUGACGAGAUCUGGAUUGUGGAGUUCUUCGCCCCUUGGUGUGGACAUUGCCAGCAACUUGUUCCGGAAUACACUAAAGCAGCCAACGCUUUGAAGGGUAUUGUGAAAGUAGGAGCAGCUAAUGUGGAUGAACAUAAAGAAUUAGGGGGCAGGUAUGGGGUGAGAGGUUUCCCAACGAUUAAAAUAUUUGGAGCUGACAAAAACAAACCUGAAGAUUACAAUGGAGGCAGGACUGCUAAAGAUAUAGCUGAAGCUGCACUUAAGGCUGCCAGAAGCAAGGUUAAGACCGUUUUGGAUGGAGGAUCUUCUUCCAGAUCAAGUGACUCAGGCGAUGAUAAAGAUGUGAUCGAAUUGACAGACAGUAACUUUGACAAACUCGUGGUGCAGUCCGAUGACAUGUGGUUGGUGGAAUUCUUUGCACCCUGGUGUGGUCACUGCAAAAAUCUUGCUCCCCACUGGGCUAAAGCUGCAACAGAAUUGAAAGGCAAAGUGAAGUUAGGUGCUUUAGAUGCGACAGUUCACCAGUCAAAGGCUGCAAAAUACGGAGUUCAGGGUUACCCAACGAUUAAAUUUUUCGCACCUGGAGCUAAAGAUUAUCCAGUGGACUUUGAUGGCGGGCGUACAGCAAGCGACAUUGUCAGCUGGGCGCUAGAUAAAUUAGCAGAGAACAUUCCGGCGCCAGAACUGAAUCAAAUCGUAGACGAUGGAUCGUUCAAGGAAGCUUGCGAGGACAAACCACUUUGCGUUGUUGCAGUCUUACCCCAUAUCUUGGAUUGUCAAUCGGAGUGUCGAAACAAUUACAUCAAAACACUUGCCGAGUUGGGCGAGAAAUUUAAGAAGAAGAUGUGGGGAUGGGUCUGGUCCGAGGCUGGAUCGCAACCAGAUUUGGAAAGUGCUUUGGAUAUCGGUGGUUUUGGUUACCCUGCAAUGGCAGUUAUCAAUGCGAAAAAGAUGAAGUAUUCCAUCCUUCGCGGAUCGUUUUCCAAAGAUGGAAUUUACGAAUUUCUGAGAGACUUGUCCUAUGGUAAGGGUAACACGGCUCCUGUGAAAGGUCAAGAGCUUCCUAAAAUCAACACGAUCCAGCCUUGGGACGGUAAAGAUGGUGUUCUUCCAGAAGAAGAAGACAUUGAUCUCUCAGACGUAGACUUAGAUGAAAAAGAUGAGCUGUAGACUUCCUACCUGUAGAACUAAUUAUUGACUGUUUUUUACUAAUAGAUAAAUAACAAACCCAGUUAAUAUAUUCAAACUAUUUCGUAAGAAGCUGUUCAUAAAAAAAGAAGCUUCACACCAUCACACCAAGUAUUUGUUUUAUGUUUUUGUACUUUAAAAUAUGUCCAUUCUCUUCCUUAAAUUUAAUGUGAUUUAAUUUCGUUAAUAAGUUGUAUAUUUUUAAUUUAAUAAAGAUAUUUUUUUGUA
Messenger RNA from Anoplophora glabripennis (Asian longhorned beetle), 1645 nucleotides. RefSeq names its product protein disulfide-isomerase A6 homolog (gene CaBP1). Gene Ontology annotation, biological process: response to endoplasmic reticulum stress. The transcript has 5 exons. Gene Ontology annotation, cellular component: endoplasmic reticulum lumen. Gene Ontology annotation, molecular function: protein disulfide isomerase activity; protein-disulfide reductase activity. The coding region runs from base 116 to 1399 and encodes 427 amino acids. Lineage: Eukaryota; Metazoa; Arthropoda; Insecta; Coleoptera; Cerambycidae. The record is from RefSeq and is a predicted model, not a curated record.